Solea solea (common sole) is the source of this 4732-nucleotide messenger RNA. RefSeq names its product calcium/calmodulin-dependent protein kinase type II subunit gamma. Gene Ontology annotation, biological process: protein phosphorylation. Gene Ontology annotation, cellular component: neuron projection; cytoplasm. Gene Ontology annotation, molecular function: ATP binding; calcium/calmodulin-dependent protein kinase activity; calmodulin binding. The coding region runs from base 152 to 2005 and encodes 617 amino acids. The transcript is spliced from 23 exons. Lineage: Eukaryota; Metazoa; Chordata; Actinopteri; Pleuronectiformes; Soleidae. The record is from RefSeq and is a predicted model, not a curated record.
UCUGCUCGCUUCUCUCCUCUUCAGCCUUCCCUGCCUGUCAGAAAGGUGUUCCAGUGUAGUGGAGGCUAGGUUACCCUCCUCCCGGACCCCGUACGAGAGCCAGCCGCCGUCGUACACCAAGGCUCGGGCUCGCCCUCUCACGUCUCUGACCAUGGCAACCCCCGCUACUUCCACCAGGUUUACCGACGAGUACCAGUUGUACGAGGAGCUCGGGAAGGGAGCUUUUUCAGUGGUGCGUAGGUGUGUAAAGAAGUCAUCAGGACAGGAGUAUGCUGCAAAAAUCAUCAACACUAAGAAGCUGUCUGCAAGAGACCAUCAGAAGCUGGAGAGAGAGGCUCGGAUCUGCCGUCUCCUGAAGCACCCCAACAUUGUGAGACUCCAUGACAGCAUUUCAGAGGAAGGCUUUCAUUACCUAGUCUUUGACCUGGUGACAGGAGGAGAGCUCUUUGAAGACAUUGUAGCCAGGGAGUACUACAGUGAGGCUGAUGCCAGUCAUUGCAUUAGUCAGAUCUUGGAGAGUGUCAAUCAUAUCCACCAGCAUGAUAUUGUGCACCGAGACCUCAAGCCUGAGAACCUGUUGUUGGCCAGUAAGAUGAAGGGAGCUGCAGUGAAGCUGGCAGACUUUGGCCUUGCUAUUGAAGUACAGGGAGACCAGCAGGCUUGGUUUGGAUUUGCGGGCACCCCUGGUUAUCUCUCGCCUGAAGUCCUAAGGAAGGACCCUUACGGCAAGCCUGUGGACAUAUGGGCUUGUGGUGUUAUCCUCUAUAUCUUGUUAGUGGGGUAUCCUCCAUUCUGGGAUGAAGAUCAACACAAACUCUAUCAACAGAUUAAAGCUGGGGCAUAUGAUUUCCCCUCCCCAGAGUGGGACACGGUGACUCCAGAGGCAAAGAACCUGAUCAACCAGAUGUUGACCAUCAACCCAGCCAAGAGAAUCACUGCUGAACAGGCCCUCAAACACCCAUGGGUCUGCCACCGUUCUACAGUGGCAUCCAUGAUGCACAGACAGGAAACUGUCGAGUGUCUCCGCAAGUUCAAUGCUCGCCGAAAACUCAAGGGAGCCAUUCUCACCACCAUGCUGGUGUCCAGAAACUUCUCAGUGGGCCGGCAGCAUACCAACUCUGCUGCUGCCGCCUCCUCCACGGCCUCACUGGCUCAGGAAGCAUGCAAAAGUUUACUGAACAAGAAGUCAGAUUCUGCUAAGCCUUCUACCAACAACAGUAAGAACAGUAUAGUGAGCGCCAUCAAUGCCCUGAAAGACACCAACAUGGCGACCAACGCCCAGAUGGAGUCGCAGAGCACAGUUGUGCACAAUCCUCCCGAUGGCGUGAAGGGAUCGACAGAAAGCAACGCCACCAACGACGAGGAGGAAAUGAAAGGUAGGAAAGCGGACAGUUCGGCGCUGAGUCAGAGCAGCGCCACAGAGGAGAUGCCCCCACUUCUACCCUCACCUCAAAGCUCACCUGCCAUUCCACCGCAUGAUGUAAAGCGCAUGGCAUGGAACAGCACAGGCAACAGCUCCUGCCCCGAGUCUGAUCUCUCGCAGUCCUCCUUGCCUGCUGCUCCACUAGGGAGCAACACUGCUAAAAGCAACACUAAGCAGACUCGUAAACAGGAGAUCAUCAAGAUAACAGAGCAGCUGAUUGAGGCAAUCAACAAUGGAGACUUCGAUGCCUACACGAGGAUUUGUGACCCUGGUCUUACUUCUUUUGAACCAGAGGCCCUGGGGAACCUGGUGGAGGGCAUGGACUUUCACAAGUUCUACUUUGAAAACUUGCUCAGCAAGAACAACAAGCCGGUGCACACCACCCUUCUCAACCCACACGUGCACCUGAUCGGUGAGGAUGCGGCGUGCAUCGCCUACAUCAGACUCACGCAGUUUGUGGACACCACGGGCCACCCUCGCUCCAGCCAAUCAGAGGAGACCAGGGUGUGGCAUCGCCGCGAUGGCAAGUGGCUCAAUGUUCACUUCCACUGCUCAGGAGCACCUGCUGCACCACUCCAGUGAUCAGUGGUCCUGAGCCUCCAGUCUACUGGAGUGUAUGUUUUGGGGGGCAGUUUUUUUCAGCGAGCGUGUUUAAGAGGCACGUCCUCAGCGUGGAUUGGCUAGUGCCAGGAGCCCGGCCGGGCGAGAUCGCAUCCCUCUCCACGAUACCAACCAAUCCUGUCCCUCCUUUGACCUGCUGGGGUUGUCGGCUGAAGACAAGACACCGCCCCCAUGGGAUGAUGCAUGCAUCUGGCGCCUGAUUGGAGGGCGCAUCUUUGCCCUCUAUCCCUCCCCUGGCAGCCAUCUUUUUUCUGCCCGUGCGAGAUGAGACGUCCUGGGGGAGGAGAGGAUUUACAGUUGAACUUGUGACAGUUUAUGAGUAUGAGUUAUGAAUAUACUGUGUAAAUUAUGACUAAAUGUACCAGAAACCACCAGAACCCAACCAAGCAUUUAUAGUCACUAUCUAAUAAGGGAGGAAACAGGGAGGCAUGUGAUGUUAGCUGAGAUUUUGGACACAUUUUGGCAUUCUAGGGAUUACUGGGUAGAAAGUGUUGUGCUUGUUUACCUGGACGUUGAUGUAAAGAUGUAGGGAGGCUUUCCCUCAACUGAAGUAAAGAGGGAAAAACCAAUGGAGUCGGCUCAGUCAGAGAACUUGAUGACGAGAGAAUCUUGAUAUAAAAAAAAAAAAAACAUGAACCACCAAAGUGUAGAACUUUAGGCUUUUUAUGUGUUUUUGUUUGUGUGCUUGUUUUUUCCGACUGAACAGAAAAUCAAUCGUGUUGUCGUGGGAGGGGGCGUCUGAUUUUGACGUUGCGUGUUUCGUUGUGUUUUUAGCGUCCCGUUGUCUUUUCUGUUCCUGUGAUGAACCGGAGCCUUUCCUUUUUUUUUGUUCGUUCGUUUCGUGUUCGUUUGUUUUUUCGUUGUCUGACAGAUCCUACGUUUGAGGCUCCUUUUUUUUUUUUUUUAAAGCAGCUGUUUUUUAAAAAAAGAGGGAUUUUAUUGUGCAAGUUUAAUGUUAACCUGUGUGUUCUGUUGUGUCCGUAUGCAUUGGAGGGAGAGAGUGUGUGUGUGUGUGUCGGCAAAGGCAUGCAUGUUUUGCAUAUUUGCUCACUGCCUCUCCCUCAUUCACCACAUCCUGCUCUCUUUCCCUCUCCUCUCUCUUUAACCAUUCCCUCUUUUAACCUUCCCUUUCUGCUCCUUUUUCUUUGUUCCUUGCAAGGGCCUGGUUUGUUAAUAAUCACUGUGUAAAUGCAGUGAAUGUAUAGAAAUAUGUAGAAAAGUGUAAUAUAUGUACAUGUAUCUAAGAGACACUCAUCCUGUGCAUCUGGGUUAGAGGAGCCACACUUUAACCUCUGUGGUCCCUCGGCGAGCUUAGGGUGCAACAUGUUUUAGUCCAAUUUUGAUUUGCUUAAAAAAAAUUUCACCUUCAAAAAAAAUUUUUGGCUGCUGUUGCUUAGAAUACACACUUGUUGGCCGCAAGAGGAAUAAAAGGAAUAAAAAAUAAUGGCAUGAAUUUACUUUGACGCCUGUGCCCAACAAAUCUGUUUUUAAAUAUGAAAAAACAACAACUUUGUUAUGGUUUUCUUAACUCCAGAUCCCACAAUGCUGUGAGCCAUUUCUUCAUAUCAUAUUCUCUCUCUCUCUCUCUCUCUCACACACACACACACACACACGCCUGGUGGUGUGUCUCAGCUUUGUAACAUAUCUGCACCACUACUGUGUGACCAGGGCACCGCCCCUUGCUCUGCUGCUUUAUUGUCUCCAUCCAUCAGCGACACUUGUAUCUAACUCCCCCACCGGUGUUCACCUAAGUCCCCGCUAUUGAGAUGUUCACUUGUUCCUUUCUCUGUUGAUUCUCUGGUCCUGUUACUGGUUUUUGAUUCUUCGUUAUUAUUAUUAUUGUUAUUUUUUUUUUUUAAAUGAGUUCUUGUUGUCGUUGACUGUCGCUGUUGCUGUAACUUGUCGUUUGGUAAUUUGCCGAUCUGCCAAGCUGGAGUUCUGCACUCUCCCUCGCACGCGAGAGAACAACAAAAAAAACAAAACAAAAGGGAAAAGAGGGACAACACAAAUUCACAGAUUGAAUGAUCAUGGAUUGGUCCGGACUAAAUUAUUUAUUAAUGUAAUCUACCCUCAGUGGUUUUAAGUGGUGCCUGCUCAGUUGAGAGUUUUGGAAGCCGGAGAGAGAGUGUGUGAGUUGAUGAUGUGGGUGUGCAGGUUUUUUGCGACCCACACUGUUGAACCAGAGCGGGAGACCUAGUUAUAUGCAUGUUUCAGUUACGCAUUUCUACCAUGUACCUACCCGAGUAAGGAUGGAGCCUAGUGUUAAUAUAUGAUAUUUGCAUCUUUUGAACUAAGAAUUUCCUCCAUCCAGAAUGUUGAAUAGGUGACAUGAAAAACAUUACGGGAAAAAAAUAAAAACAAAAAUAAAAAAAAGCAAAAUUUAAAAAAUGAAUAAAUGGAAAAAAAAACAAAAAAAAAACUGAUUAAGGAGCCAUAGCUUGGUAUGAGGCCCUUGAUGUUAGCGUUUUCCCUGCGUUGUAAUGAUAUACUAUUGGGCUGCGCUUUCUCCCCCAGCCUUUACAUGGAUGCUGGAGUUUUUUUGCAUGAUCAUGAUGUACAAUGAAAUACAACCAUGAAUUGACGACUAUCAAGUGUUUGUCUGAGUGUUAGUUGGUCUUCAUCAUAGCUUUGUUAUUCUUCGAAACUUGGAUCUUGAAAGUAUUUAAUAAAAAUACUAUUUCAGCACUG